GGCGCGCUGCGCACGGCGCCGCCCCCGCCGCCCUCAGGAACCGCCGCCAUUUUGAAGCCGCUGCCGCCACUGCCGGUUCUGUCCCCGCCGCGCUCCCCCCAGCGAUCCCCGCCGCGAUGCGUCCUGGCAUCAAACUCUUCGUGGGCAACGUCCCCGAGGAGGCGACGGCGGAGGAGUUGAGCGAGCUGUUCGCAGGCGCCGCGGGGCCGGUGCUGGGCGUCGCCCUCAUGAAACAGUUCGCUUUCGUGCACCUGCGGGACGAGGCGGCGGCCGCGCGCGCCAUCUCGCAGCUCAACGGGCACCAACUGCACGGGCGCCGCAUCGUGGUGGAGCCAUCCCGGCCGCGCCCCACCAACACCUGCAAGAUCUUCGUGGGGAAUGUGUCGGCCGCGUGCACGAGCGGGGAGCUGCGCUCGCUCUUCCAGCAGUACGGGCCCGUGGUGGAAUGCGACGUGGUGAAAGACUAUGCCUUUGUGCACAUGGAGAACGAAGCCGAUGCUAAAGUUGCCAUCGAAAACCUAAAUGGGAAGGAGGUGAAGGGGCGCCGGGUGAACGUGGAGCUCUCCACCAACGUGCAGAAGAAGGGCACGGGCCAGGCGCCGCCGCCCGCCCUCGGCGUCGACAAGACCAAGCGCAUCGGCCUCGAGUACCGCGAGAAGUUCCAGCCCAAGAUCGAGGGCUUCGACCAGCAGCGCCGGGCGGCCGACGCCGCCUUCCCCUCGGCCACAGGCGCUGGCUAUGCCACCACCCCCUCCCUGUACGAUUACCAGCAGCGCUUCGGCGCCAAGUACGACGCCUUCGAUGCGCAGCCCCGACCCGCCUCCCCCACCUACUUUGGCAGGGACCGCAGCCCGCUGCGGCGCUCACCCACCCGCGCUGGCUACGCGGCGGUGACGCUCCCCAUGACGGCGCAGCCGGCCGCCUACCGCGCCCAGCCCUCGGCCUCGCUGGGAGCCACGUACCGAGCCCAGCCCUCAGCCUCCCUGGGUGUGGCGUACCGCCCGCAGCCCACCACGGGCCAGGCCGCCGCGUACCGCGCGCAGCCCUCGGCCUCGCUGGGCAGCGCCUACCGCUCCCAGCCCUCGGUCGGCUCCCUGGGCGCGGCGGGCACUCAGCCCGCUGCUGCCAACUCCCUCGGCUCCUACAGCGCCCAGCCCGCCGCUGCUGCCUCGUACGGUGCGCAGCCCGCGGCCGCCAACUCCCUCAGCUCCUACGGCGUCCAGUCCGCUGCCCUGGCCUCUUCCUACAGCGCCCAGCCCGCCUCGGGCUACUCAGCCAGCUACAGCGCCCAGCCUGCCAUCGCUGCCUACGGCGCCCAGCCCGCUGCCGGCUCUGCCGGCUCCUACAGCACCCAGGCCGUGGCUGUGCACGUGGCGUCCUACGGCACCCAGCUGGCCCCAGGCUCCUACGGCGCCCAGCCCAUGGAUGGGCACGCCAGCUCCUACAGUGCCCAGCCCGGCGCAGUGCUGUCUGCUGGCUACAGUGCCCAGGCCGUGGCGGUGCACGCCAGCUCUUACAGUGCCCAGGCCGUGGCAGGUCACGCCGCCGCUGCCUACCAGCCUGUGGCCGGCCACUCUGCCUCCUACGGUGCCCAACCCGCGCUGUCCAGCUCGUACGGCGCCCAGCCCAGCGUGGGCCACUCAGCCUCGUAUGGAGCCCAGCCCGCCACGGGCCUGCCCGCGUCCUACGGCAGCCAGCCUGCGGCCGCCGCGCUCCCCGCUGGCUAUGGCGCGCAGACGGGCUCCUCGCUGGCUGCGUCCUACGGCAGCCAGGCCGCCGUCGCUGCCGCGUCCUACAAGGCGCAGGCCUCUGCCCCGCUGACGGCCGCGUACCGGGCGCAGGCCUCCGGCGCCAUGGCGGCCUCCUACCCCGCGCAGCAGCCGUCCUCCACCGCGCUGGCGGCCGCGUACCGAGCCCAACCAGGCAGCGCCUACGACGGGCCGAGCCAGCUGGGGCAGCCGGCGGGCUCCUACCUGGGCCUGGCGCAGGCCGCCGCACCGCCCUACGAGCGCACCCGCCUCUCCCCGCCUCGCAGCGCCGCCUACGACGACCCGUACAAAAAAUCGUCCUCUCUGGCUAAAAGGUACGGCUCCGAGCGCCGUCUGUCCGAGCUGGCCGAUUACCGGCGCUUAGCGGACUCGCCGCUGGCGUACCGCCGCUCGCCCACCAAGUCCCCGCUGGACUACCGCCGCCUGCCGGACGCGCACACCGAGUACGCCCGCUACUCGGGCGGCUACGGCGACUACCUGCCCCCUGCCCGCAUCCACUCGGGCUACCAGCGCCGCCUCUGAGCUGGCCACGGCCCCGCUCGCCGCCCCGCUGGGGCAUGGACGGUUCUUUUUCAGCCGAUUCUUUCUGGUUUUGCUGUUUUGAGUUUUUUAGAAGGUUCCGCGGUUACGGUUGGCAGUGGCCGCAUGGUUCAUCCCCCGCUGGUGCUCGGUGCCGGUUCAUAACCCGCCAAUGGUUGCAGCCAUGCGGCUCAGACUCUUUUAUACCAUGAGUUGUCCCAUUUUUUGGGUGAAUUCCCCGUUUCCAGCGUCAGGCCGGCACAGUGCCGGCAGUUUUUUAUGACUGUAAAUAAAUGCUGGGGUCUGCUCCGGUU
Messenger RNA from Passer domesticus (house sparrow), 2602 nucleotides. RefSeq names its product RNA binding motif protein 14 (gene RBM14). Gene Ontology annotation, cellular component: nucleus. NCBI's taxonomy places the organism in Eukaryota, Metazoa, Chordata, Aves, Passeriformes, Passeridae. The record is from RefSeq and is a predicted model, not a curated record. Gene Ontology annotation, molecular function: mRNA binding. The coding region runs from base 117 to 2291 and encodes 724 amino acids. The transcript has 3 exons.